CGUAAUAUAAUUUGGUGAGUCGACGGAAGAUCACAAUUAAUGUGUUAUUUCAAAUAUGGUUUGUGCCGUAUUUAAGAUAUUCACCGUUGCGGCAUUGAUUGCUUCUUGCACUGCUGCUAUUCCUGUGGAUAAAGGUUUGGUGCUUGUAACUGAUGUCCCUAAUGUAGCAGUUCCUGCUAAAAAGGCAAAUUAUGAUAAUCUGCGUCCACAAAUAUCAGAAAUGAACAUCAAAACGUAUAUAACGAAUCGGUUUGCGCAAACUACGGUCACUGGUAAAGUGAAAAAUCACGCGAGUAAAUCCCAAGAGGCCGUAUUCUUCGUCGUCCUUCCUAAUCAAGCUUUUAUCUCCGCCUUCAUUUUAGAAAUUGAUGGAAAACAUUAUACAGCAUAUGUUCAAGAAAAGGAAAAGGCUAAGAAGAUUUAUGAUGAUGCGGUGAGAAGUGGGAUUGGAGCAGCUCAUGUUUCGGUAAACGCAAGAGAUUCAAAUACGUUUACAGUGAAAGUUAACAUUGAACCAGAAAGUAAAGCAGUAUUCAAUUUAACAUACGAGGAAUUGCUGGAAAGGAAAAAAGGCUAUUACGAAUUGGUGAUCAACAUUCAUCCAGGACAAUUGGUGAAAGAUUUGAACGUUGAAGUCGAUAUCGUCGAAUCGCGUCCGUUGAGUUUUGUGAGGGCCCCGCAAAUCCGCACUGGAAACGUGAUUCUUAAAGACAACGAUGAAUUGGAUCCCAGAGCUCAAAUCGAAAGACCAAAGGCCGAGCAAGCAGUUAUUAAAUUUAAACCAGACUUCGAAAAACAAAAGCGUAUUGCUCAUGGUUUAGGUACUGAGGAAGAUGACGGAUUUGCUGGACAGUUUGUCGUGCAGUACGAUGUCGAGCGUGAUCCGCAAGGUGGCGAAAUAUUGAUUAAAGAUGGAUAUUUCGUUCAUUUCUUUGUACCACCAGACCUAAAACCAUUGGUGAAACACGUCGUAUUUGUUUUGGAUACUAGCGGAAGUAUGGCCGGUAGGAGAAUCGAACAGCUUAAGGAAGCAAUGAAAAAUAUCCUUGGCGAUCUUAAUUCGAAAGAUUAUUUCAACUUGGUAGAAUUUAAUAUUCAUGCAAAAGUAUGGAAUUUGGACGCUCCGGAGGAAAGCACCUAUUUCCCAAAUUCUUUAAGGGAUAAUUCUGCAGUCCAAGAAAUUAUAAAUAUCUCUUUCGCACCAGCUUACCCAGUCAAAAACACUACCAUAAAUGAGACAAACAAACUCGUGAAAGCAAUGCGGGCAAAAGGCGGUACUAAUAUUUACGAUGCACUCAGAGUCGCUAUCCAUUUGAUCAAAUUGAGACGGAAACGCGUUGGCAAUAAUAAUAUUCAACCAUUGAUUAUCUUUUUAACUGAUGGAGAGGCGACGGUUGGAAAAACCAACAAAAAUGAAAUUAUUGAUGGUAUAUCUAAAGAAAAUGACAUCAAAAUCCCCAUUAUCAGUCUCUCGUUUGGUGAUUCAGCGGAUCACAAUUUGCUAAAGAAACUCUCUCAAAAGAACUUUGGUUUCGAACGCAAAAUCUACGAAGACUUUGAUUCGGAUAUUCAGUUGCAGAACUUCUAUAAAGAGAUAUCAUCACCUUUGUUGAAUAACAUAACAUUUACAUACACACCCGACACAGUUAGUCUUACGACAACAAAUUUUCCAAUUCUUUAUGAAGGCGGAGAAUUAGUAGUUUCUGGUAAAAUUCCACAAAACUCAAACGUAGUCGCACCAGUUGUGAACUGCUUUGGCAACCAAGGUCCAGUCCAAUACCGGCCUAAAGUUAAUAAAAGCGUUGGUCAAUUAGAAAGACUGUGGGCUUAUAUGACAGUGAAAAAGCUGUUAGAAGAAAAAGAAACGUCAACUAAUGUCAAAGAAAUUGAAAAGAAAGCUCUCUAUUUAGCUUUAAAGUAUUCGUUUAUAACUCCCGUAUCGUCGAUGGCAGUUGUUAAACCCAAUAGCAUUGAAUCCGUGGACAUCCAAAAAGCUUUAUCUACUCCAAAUACUAAAGCUUUCAAGGCCGGAUUGGUUAAAAUUGCACCGGAAAAUCCAAUUGAAGAUAAUGAAGAGAAUAAAAUCGACAAUCAUACCAAAGUCGUUUCAACAUCAAUAAUUGAACCUUUCGUUUUUCCUACCGAAAUGAAAAUAAAACUACCUUGGUUGGAAAAUAAAUUUAACAAAGACGGAACCUUAAAGUUCUUCAAAGGUCGUUAUACGUUGGGUAUCAAUGAAACAUCACCUGCCGGGCUUGAUUGCAUAGAUCCACAGAGCGAGGAAGGAUUAUGCAUGUUAGUCAGCGAUUGUGACAUUCUUCUACCGAAAUUGACCGAUGAACAAACAUUCAAAGAUUAUUUCUGCUCUAUCGAAAACAAAUUUGCCGGAGUUUGCUGUCCGAAACCAAUCGUCGCAGGAAUUGCACCACAAUAUCCAUUUGUAGAAAGUGAAGAUUAUGAAAUCGACGAUCAUACCGAAGCCGUUUCAACGAAAACAAUCAAAUCAAGACAAAACCUUUCAUCUGGAGCGUUAAACCAAUUUUCGAACUGGCAUAUUAUUUAUUUUAUGAUAUUGUACCAGUUUUUAAGCUCAACUUUAUUUUAAAAAUUGUUCAAUGUUAAUAUGGUUUUAUCUACUUCUUUUCCUGCAUAUUUCUUAUUUUGCUUUUUAGAUAUAGUAACAGUAGAUAUACAUUUUAAUGAUUAUAUUGUUCUGAA
Messenger RNA from Nicrophorus vespilloides, 2718 nucleotides. Its product is annotated as inter-alpha-trypsin inhibitor heavy chain H4-like. NCBI's taxonomy places the organism in Eukaryota, Metazoa, Arthropoda, Insecta, Coleoptera, Silphidae. The record is from RefSeq and is a predicted model, not a curated record. The transcript is spliced from 11 exons. Bases 56 to 2605 code for a protein of 849 amino acids.